Molecule: messenger RNA, 1035 nt
Organism: Aspergillus terreus NIH2624
Lineage: Eukaryota; Fungi; Ascomycota; Eurotiomycetes; Eurotiales; Aspergillaceae
Product: phenylacetaldoxime dehydratase family protein
Exons: 1
Coding region: 1-1035 (344 amino acids)
Source: RefSeq, a predicted model, not a curated record
AUGCUGCGAGCUGAAUUCAAUAAAGCAAGCCCAUUCUUGCUUGCCGUCUUCGGAUGCCAAUACCAUGGGCUACAGCCUAAUGCGUCCAAGUCUGCUCUGGCAUCCGAGUUCAACGAUCUGAUUCAAGAAGCGAGUGUUCCAGUCGAAGUGAUGGAGCAUGACGACUUUGAAUUGGAAGACUGUCGGAGCAAAGUCUGGAUGGGCUACUGGAAAACGCCGGAGGAUUACAGAGCCUGGUGGUGCAGCCCCAAGGUGGCCGCUUUUUGGUCCAAGCUUCCCGACAACGCAGGCUUUUGGCGAGAAAGCCUGCGCUUUGCUCAUUCUCGAGUCUUAUUCGAGACGAAUCAAAAAGCGCCUAAUGGAUUUGCACAUGUAGGCUCUUUUGAGCCUUUGGUCGAAAAGACCGGGUAUUGGGGUUCCUACAGAGAUCGACUUGAAGAUGCGACAGAGCUUGACAAACUCAGUACCCCAAUCCAACCACCAGUGCUACCACCUCGGAAAUCGACUAAAAACAUUCGACUUGGACGUGUGUCGAUGGAGAAUUUCCCGGAUAACCUGUGCUGUGUGGUGGAGGGACAAGACUAUUCAGCCAUGGGUAGCGUGGAACAUGACUACUGGAUGGAAAACUUCCACAACUUGACGACCGAAUGGCUCACAACCGCACUGAAGGCGCCCAUUGAGGAUGGAGUUGUCUCUGCUCGACUCUGCCAUGAUCCCCAAAGUGGAUCCAUGGACAAGGCGCCAGCUGUGCCCUUUUUCAAUGCGGCCCUGAAUGCCAAACGAAAGCUGCAGCUUCUGUAUUUCCUAGAUCUUUCCUGCAUGGAGCGGAUUGGGCGAAAAUACAAGAGCCAUGUGCAGUUGAGACGGAAAUUUAUGCAGGCUUAUGGUCCAAAGGGGGAUAUGGAGGGAGGAGAUCUGCUUUUAUGGGUUGAUUUAGGAGUUCUGAAGGCAGACGACAUCAGCGCAGAAUAUAUCGGGUGUCAUGAAGGGACGGGAUUUUUGGCCUACGUGGAUCAUCCUGCUUUCCAGAAAUAG